AUGCUUCAGAAGACUAUCAAUAAAGAGAACUUUAAUAACUCAAACCUCCCCAAUUCUGGCUUGUCAACUACCGAUAAAUCAGCGAGAAAUUCUGGAUUGCAACUUCAGCUCAAACAAAGAGCUUUGCAGGAAAAUUACAGAAAGAGUAUUAUUACAAGGAAAUAAUUACUCGUCAGCUCACAGCAUAGAUACAUCUUUGGAGAGGAAACCUACUAAGAAAAUGCAGCUUCGUUCUCAGGGUCGAAGCUCACAAAUACCUCUCAGGAAGGCUAAGUCAGCGCUAUCCUCCAAACCGAAAAGGGAGGUUCCUAAAAGAAUCUCAAGAAUGAAGAGUGCAGGCUCAAACGAUAAUUCAGGAUUUACUACCAAUAAUAAAUCCUUGAUGUCCCAGUUGAGUUUCAAAAAGGUGAAAGUUUCAAAGAAAAUGCUUAGAGAAAGCCUCAAGACCACCAAUCAGUGAAGGAAGAAAACCGACAAAAAGAAAGGUCUACAUUAUCACCUGAAAACCAACAAAACAGCCUUGUCGAUGUCCCGGACUUACAUCAAGAAGAGACAAUACGAGAAAGUUCAGAAAUAUUAUGUAUCUCAUGUUUCUUACUACCAAGGGCACAGGAAGGUCAGAAGGGGAUAUAGAAGAUCCCAGCUACAUUUACUAAAUUACCACCUCAACUCUGAAGAGCAUGGUAAGAAAUAAAUUGUCAGAUCCGAGUCCGUUUACUAAUAAAAGAGUGGUUUCCCCAAAUACUGUUCCAAAAGGAGAAAUCAUGACUGAUAGUACUCCAGGAGUUCGCUCUAAGCCCAUAGGAAGUGUUCUCAACAUAUCGAUAGAGAAUAUAGACGAAGAAUCGAAAUUCGAGCUGAGCUCUGAGCAAGCCAAACCAGAAGAGACAUCUGAGGAAGAAGUAGACCCAGAGGGCAAUAAGGAAAGGAAGGAAAUCAAGCCUCUACAUUCUUUUAAUUCUCCCAUGAAGCAGCCAAGGAACCUCUUCUGUAACUGUCCAAUGGAGGAGGGUAUUUCUUAUGUUUGUACCUAUGGAUAUAAGUGGAUCAAGAGCUGAUUUAAGAAUUAUGACUUCGACCAAAACCUUGAAGCUUACAAUGCGCUAGUAGAGAUUUCCAACAACAAAGAAAUUGUAGAUGAAGCAACAACUAGUCAAAUUCAGAAGGAUUUAGUCAGGACAUUUCAGAAAAUAGACAUCUUUGUCACCGAUGAUAUGAAGGAUAAGCUCCUCAGAGUUCUUAAAGCCCUUGUUGCCUAUGACCCAUAUUCAGGCUACACACAAGGAAUCAACUUUAUUACAGCAGCACUGGUGGUGCAUUGAGAGGAAAGUGUCACAUUUUGGCUGUGAACAGGUCUUUUUGAAAAAUACGAAAUCAGAGAUCUUUAUAGUAACCAAUUCGAAGGAAUGCAUACCAGAAUCGAUCAUUUCAAGGUCUAUCUUCAGAAAUAUCUGCCUCAAAUUCAUGCGAAAUUUGAGGAAGCGUGAUUUCAGCCUGAAAUCUAUAUGAUGAACUGGAUUCUAACGUUCAUGUGCUCAUAUAUCCCCCUGAAAUGGCUGACUAAAUAUUUUGAUGAAUUUUUCAAGCAUGGCUGGGACUCCUUUCAUGCAAUAUGCCUCUCAAUCCAUGAUUUCUUGCAACCAACAAUUUUAAAGUGAGAAGACAUUGGUGAAAUGAAGGAUUGUGUUAAUAAAAUGAAGGAGAACCGAGACACAAUUACUAAAGAAUCCCAUUUCUUCAAGAAAGCUGACAUAGAGGGAAGCCAAGAGCCAGCAAGUUUUUUUACAAGCACCAGAUCGAGUAGUGAUUUUACCGCAUUUCAGCGAACAAGGGAUGAAGAUUGGGAAGCAAUUUUUGAUUUUUAUGAAACCUACAUUGAACGCUUCGGAGAUAAAUAAAUUAAUGUCAAAAUU
Moneuplotes crassus is the source of this 1913-nucleotide messenger RNA. NCBI's taxonomy places the organism in Eukaryota, Ciliophora, Spirotrichea, Euplotida, Euplotidae. The record is from the annotation of a GenBank genome assembly.